GGUGGGUACAAAAGCCCCGCCUGACAGCUCGGGAGCUGGCCAUGAUGAGUCUCACCAAUUUCUUGACCGAUAUACCUGACUGGCACAUAGGUAGUUUCAAUGACAAAGAUAUCGCAAUCUGGCACGAAAUGGCUAUGAAAAAUCAACUGAUAAGCGAGAAAGCUUGGGAGUGGUGUUUGGCUGAGUUGAGAGACAAGGCAAGGUUGUUCAGAACUACAAAUCGUGUUCCUGCUUUGGAUGCUGGAGCUUGUGUUUCCAAAUCAGAUAUUAAUGUACCUCAACCGCUCAAGAGAGAGCUGUGCACGGCUAUUGGGGAAUUGCGCGCCCAAUUUGACAACAAUGAUUGGCAGAUUUGUCGUUGGGAUCAACAAGUUGUUAAUCUUACAGACCCAUCAUUGUAUCCGCUCGUUUACGGAAAGACGAAAGUUUUGCUGGACGGAGGAAAAGUUGGUCUGAAUGGCUUUUCCAAGUCAUAUGGACAAGGUAUCACUACAGAAAUUCCGCGGGUCCACCCAAAGGGGAGCAAUGUGGCAAGGGCCGCAUACGGGUUGGAAAAAUACGGCGUCCCCUUCUAUUUGGAUGAAAAUCUCUACCGCUGGUCAACAAACUAUCAAUGGUUACCAUGCGAGGUAAAGUUUGACGGAAAUUCUGCUACCUCCGUGCGUAUCACUUCCUACAUCAACAAUCUACAUCCUGUCAAGAACAAAGCAAUAUACGGCAUGAUCGAACAGCUUAUACAACUGGUUAUAGAACCUUGGAAUGAUUGUUUGUUGAAAGGCGAGCACGGGCGUGUUCCCAUCCGAAUUAGAACAUACGGCGCAGCAGAUCAAGAGGAAGGACUAGGUAAAUCUUUAGUACCAACCGAAAGUUCGGAUGAUGACGACCACAAACAUCCUGAACCAGGAACUGCAUUCACAUAUGAAGAAUGGAAAGAAGGGAAGAAUGGCAAGUCUAUUGUCGAUCAAGCUGUAUGGAAAGGUAUUCCAGCGCAUGCAUAGCGUUCAGAAGGAGUGCAUGAGUGUAUUGACACAGACCACGAAUUCUACAGCAUUUCUCUAUAAGAGAGUUUUCGGGAAAAAGGACUGCAAGUUUUUGUGCAAAUUGGGAGCAUCGAAUUAGGUAAAUCGGAUCAUCCAUUUUCUGGAAAUGAUUGGGAUAUUGAUGGAACGCGGAGUGAGCACAUUGCUGCUACAUCUAUAUGUUUCUACGAUGUGCAGAAUAUAGUGAACAUGCAAAUUUCUUUUCGACAGAAAACUUAUGUGAGUGAGUCAGCAUACAAUCCUUUGAACGAUGAUCUUUUUGCGAGAACUUUCGGUAUUGAGAAAGGUGGGCAUUAUGAUGAUGAUGGAUUUCAUUCUGCUCCUGCGACUCAAGAAUUGGGCUCCAUAGCUGUGAAGGAGGAACGGCUACUAAGUUGGUCCAAUGCGUUACAAUGUAAAGUCGAACUUUACGAGAAGCAUUCUUGCAGAACCGGGACAUGCGAGAUUCAUUAAACUUAUGUUGGUAGAUCAACAUUAUCGAAUUUGUUCGACCCAGAAUGUGCCACCGCAAAGACAUGAUUGGUGGGCUAAUGAUGUCUUUGGAAAAGAAAAUUUAGGAAGAAAAUUGCCAAGGGAGCUAUUGAACUUGGUUGAUAAAGCUGUGGAUGGAUGGCCGAUAGGAAGGGAUGAGGCGGAGAAGGAUCGGGAAAAUUUACUUGAAGAACAUCGCUGGGCGAAGGAAGCUGAGGUUCGUUUGGCAGGUGUUUGGUAUGGGUGGUGUAAUUGUGCUUGCCAUACGUCGGGCUAUUGUCGAGAUCAUUGAGUAGCAUAACUAUGUGUUUAGGUAUAGUUGAGAUGGAUAUUGACCGCAAAGCGACAUCCUAUUUUCUGUUGCAUUCCGGGUCCAUUGUAGAGAAUUAUAUUGGGAGCA
Molecule: messenger RNA, 1911 nt
Organism: Botrytis cinerea B05.10
Lineage: Eukaryota; Fungi; Ascomycota; Leotiomycetes; Helotiales; Sclerotiniaceae
Exons: 1
Coding region: 42-998 (318 amino acids)
Source: RefSeq, a predicted model, not a curated record